AUGAUGUAUCGCAGUCUCGCCACGGCGGCGCGCAUGGUACCUACUAUGCGCGCCCAGGCCGUUCGAUUGCCUAGGCAAACGCCUCUCUUCAUGAUGCAGGCUAUCCGCACCUACGCCGACAAGGUUGUCCAGGUUCCCCAGAUGGCCGAAUCCAUCUCCGAGGGCACCUUGAAGCAGUUCAGCAAGGCCAUUGGCGACUUCGUAGAACAAGACGAAGAGAUCGCCACCAUCGAGACCGACAAGAUCGAUGUCGCCGUCAACGCCCCCGAAGCUGGUGUUAUCAAGGAGUUCCUUGUCGCCGAAGAGGACACCGUCACAGUUGGCCAAGAUAUCAUCCGUAUCGAGCUCGGCGGCGCCCCUGCCGAGAAGCCAGCCGAGAAGGAGGCUGAAGCCCCCAAGGAAGCCGCCGCUGAGUCCACACCCGCGCCCAAGGAGGAGUCCAAGCCUGCGCCCAAGGAAGAGCCCAAGCCCGCCCCUAAGCAAGAAUCCAAGCCCGCCCCCACGAAAUCUCAGCCCGAGGAGCCUACACCUACGCCCGGAGCUCGCGAGGAGCGUCGCGUCAAGAUGAACCGCAUGCGUCUCCGUAUUGCCGAGCGACUCAAGCAGUCCCAGAACACCGCCGCUUCGUUGACCACCUUCAACGAGGUUGACAUGUCCAACGUCAUGGAAUUCCGAAAGCUCUAUAAGGAUGAUGUUCUGAAGAAGACAGGUGUCAAGCUGGGUUUCAUGAGCGCCUUCUCCAAGGCUGCUGUCUUGGCUAUGCGUGACAUCGCAGGCGUCAAUGCCUCCAUUGAGGGCCCCAACGGAGGUGACACUAUUGUCUACCGCGACUACGUUGACAUCAGUGUUGCCGUCGCAACUGAGAAGGGUCUUGUUACGCCAGUUGUUCGCAAUGCUGAGACACUGGAUCUUGUUGGCAUUGAGAAGACGAUCGCAGAUCUUGGCAAGAAGGCUCGUGAUGGUAAGCUUACCAUUGAGGACAUGGCUGGUGGUACUUUCACCAUCAGCAACGGCGGUGUCUUCGGCUCCAUGAUGGGUACUCCCAUCAUCAACAUGCCUCAAAGCGCAGUCCUCGGUCUCCACGCUAUCAAGGAGCGCCCCGUUGCUGUCAAUGGCAAGGUCGAAAUUAGACCCAUGAUGUACCUUGCCCUGACCUAUGACCACCGUCUCCUCGAUGGCAGAGAGGCUGUGCAAUUCCUCGUCAAGAUCAAGGAAUAUAUUGAGGAUCCCCGGAGGAUGCUUCUAUAA
This is a messenger RNA of Clonostachys solani, 1248 nucleotides long. The record is from the annotation of a GenBank genome assembly. NCBI's taxonomy places the organism in Eukaryota, Fungi, Ascomycota, Sordariomycetes, Hypocreales, Bionectriaceae.